AUGGAAAUUUGUUUUCCUAUCCUCUUUUUUUUUUUUUUUUUUGGCAUCAGCACUGUUCCAGGGGAUGAUUUUGGCUUGGUACCCAGAUCCCUGUUCUUGGGUUUUGUUGGCUUUUUGAAAAAUUGCCUUUCCUUAUGGUUUGGUGAGUGGGUUGGUAGCAAAAUAAGAUUUUUGGUAAAAAGGACAGAAGAAUUGAGCUAUAGCUGUGAACAUGUUCUUUUUUCCUACCUUGUCAUUGAAAAUUGGGGAAUCACUUUUAACCAUUUUAUGUGUGUAUCCAAAGAGCACGGACUGUUUCUGGAUUGUCAAUGA
Rangifer tarandus platyrhynchus (Svalbard reindeer) is the source of this 312-nucleotide messenger RNA. The record is from the annotation of a GenBank genome assembly. Lineage: Eukaryota; Metazoa; Chordata; Mammalia; Artiodactyla; Cervidae.